Rhinocladiella mackenziei CBS 650.93 is the source of this 459-nucleotide messenger RNA. RefSeq lists its product as uncharacterized. Lineage: Eukaryota; Fungi; Ascomycota; Eurotiomycetes; Chaetothyriales; Herpotrichiellaceae. The coding region runs from base 1 to 459 and encodes 152 amino acids. The transcript is spliced from 2 exons. The record is from RefSeq and is a predicted model, not a curated record.
AUGCGUCGCAAUACCAACUCUCAAUCCUACGCAACCGGCAUCAAAGUUUUCAGCGUCAAGGCCGGUCAAGAAGCCGAUUUCCAGUUCAACUUAAACAGCAAGAUCCGGCAUCCUGCGCCUCUCUGCAAAUCUUCAUGCCCAGGGCGCCCGACAAUGUCGACAUUACCGCAGCUCCAGCGCGGCGGCCCCUCUCCUAUCGUUGAGAAUCUUGCUGCAUACCAACCCCACGAUCCUACGUUGAUGUUCAACAUGUACAUCAAUCCUCGGCCUACAUUUGGACCACAUCCUGGUCCAGUUGUGUGGCCUGGUGAUACCAAGAUUGAUUCUGGGAUCAAUACGAGUGCCUCUAGUGCUGCCCCUACGGCAUCUGCUUCAGCAGCGGUACCUCCAUCUCCUUCCGCAGCCUUGACCGCUGCUGUUGCUUCGUCUGCCACGCCAGUUAUCAGUACGCCGCCUUGA